AUGGCUGUUGAUGGUUAAAUUUAAAUGAUAUGUUUUAUUCCUCUUCCAGAGACCUGUUGCCUAAAGAUUUUGUAGUUUAUACCUAUAAUGCAGAAGGGGCUCUAAUCUCUGACCAUCCCAAUACACAGAAUCAUUGUCACUAUCGGGGCUAUGUGGAGGGAGUUUAUAAUUCAUCUGUUGCUCUUAGCGACUGUUUUGGACUCAGAGGAUUGCUGCAUUUAGAGAAUGGAAGUUAUGGCAUUGAACCCCUGCACAACAGCUCUCACUUUGAGCACAUACUUUAUCCAAUGGAUGGUGUUCACCAAGAGCCCCUGAAAUGUGGAGUUUCUAACCAGGAUAUAGAGGAGGGAACCACAGAGGAUGAAGUGGAAGAGCAUACCAGCAUGACUCAGCUACUUCGAAAAAGAAGAGCCGUCCUGCCUCAGACCCGCUACGUGGAGCUGUUCAUUGUUGUAGACAAGGAAAGGGUAGGAAAUGGUGACAGUUUUUCUUCUUUUUCAUGAAAAGCAGAUGAGAAGUGAGCAUCUCAUGAAGGAAAUAUAACGUAUGAUAAAUAUUUGUAUUGGUUUUUCUUUUUUAAAAAUUUUCUUUUGAAUUAGCAUAAUUAAUGACAUGAGAGGCCUUUUCAAGGUUAAUAAUUCAUGGACCACUAUACAGUAUGUUUUGAAUAAGUGAUAAUUUUAAAACUAAAUGGCAUUUUCUUUUUUUCCUGAGACAUAUCUUGCUAUGUAGUCCAGGCUGGCCUUGAACUCCCAAUUUCCUGCUUCCUCCUCCCCAGUGAUGAGAUUACAGGCAUGUGCCACCAUGCUGAGCUUCCAGUAACAAACUUAUGCUGCCUAUCACUAAGGGUCUUGAGAACUUUUCACAUAGGCUGAGACUAUAAAUCAAGCCAAUCAGGUGUUGCCUAAUGAAAUUUAUCUGCCUUACGGAAUUUCAGCUAACCUGUACUUCACUUUAAGAGACAAGAAAACAUCCAGCUGCUGGCAUGCUUUAGAAACAAUACUAUUAAA
Messenger RNA from Castor canadensis (American beaver), 1010 nucleotides. The record is from RefSeq and is a predicted model, not a curated record. Lineage: Eukaryota; Metazoa; Chordata; Mammalia; Rodentia; Castoridae.